Messenger RNA from Corylus avellana, 855 nucleotides. Lineage: Eukaryota; Viridiplantae; Streptophyta; Magnoliopsida; Fagales; Betulaceae. The record is from RefSeq and is a predicted model, not a curated record.
AUGGAGGUGGCAAUACAACCACGGUCGGUGGAGAAUGUAGUAUCACGUGGGAAAGUUUGCAUUAUAGCGAAAUUGCUUUCAGAGCGCUAUGUGGGAAAAGAGAUUAUACGACGGCAGUUGAUUAAGGGAUGGCGUCCAACAGGACACCUUUCCUUCAAGGUGAUAGGAGAGAAUUUGUUCUUGGUGGAAUUUGAGAAGGAGUGGGACAAAGUAAGGGUCUUGGAAGGGCGGCCAUGGAUCUUCGAAGGAAUUCUGUUUUCCGUCGAAGAUUUCGAUGGUUUAUCUUCACCAUCUGACAUCGUAUUUGAUCAGGCGGUUUUCUGGGUUAGAAUGUUCAACCUUCCAUUGGCGUGCAUGGGAAAGGAGGUGGGUUUUCAAAUCGGAGCCACGAUGGGUACGGUGGAGGAAGUAGAUACUGAUGAGGAUGGAGUGGGGUGGGGGGAAUACUUAAGAGUUCGAAUCAGAAUUGAUGUCAAGAAACCUCUUGCUCGCGGCCGAGUCAUCAAUCUCCUCGGCAAACAAGUUCUUAUUGGCUUUCGUUAUGAGAAGCUGCCUAAGUAUUGUUUUGAUUGUGGGAAAAUCUGGCAUGGACGAGAAGGAUGUACGAUUAGAGGAGGUUAUCGAGUUAAGGAGUCGGAAAAACAAUAUGGUCCUUGGCUCCGAGUACCCUCACUAAGACGGCAGAAAGAAUACCAACAAUCACACCAUUCGGCGUGGCAUGAUGAAGAGUUAGGGGGGGUCAAAAAGUUUCUGGAGGGAGAAGUGCUUGCACGAGCAGUAGCCAGUUUUCAGACGGAAGUGGUGAAGCGCCGUCGUCUAAGGCGGAAGAUACAGGCGAUCAGGAUUUUCCGAUAA